Debaryomyces fabryi is the source of this 846-nucleotide messenger RNA. RefSeq lists its product as uncharacterized. The record is from RefSeq and is a predicted model, not a curated record. Lineage: Eukaryota; Fungi; Ascomycota; Pichiomycetes; Serinales; Debaryomycetaceae. The transcript has a single exon. The coding region runs from base 1 to 846 and encodes 281 amino acids.
AUGGCUUUAUGUUCACCAGUAUUCAACAACAAAGCAACUAAGCGUCGCAGCUCAUUCCAGGGCCCUGCUAUAUCGAAGAAAGUAUGUGGCAGUCUCUUACCUACGUCAAUUGCGUGCUACUCUUCAUCAGACGAUCAGAAUGAUGAUUCAUCUGAUGAGCAGUCGUGCUACAACGCUGACCAAGUAAAGGCCAAGAGAAGAGCAUCGACUAGGGUUUCAUUCUGCAUGGACUCUGAGUUGUGCAGAGCAGUUUCGAAGUACAGUGAUGACGAGGAAGAUAAUGACGCCAACGACAGUACAUCUACUAGUGGGUGUACUCUCAUUAACAACACCAGAAAGAUGAGUACAUCGUCCGAUCUAGGCAAGAAGGUUGUUUCUGGUGAUGAUAAGUCUUCACGUUCCCGUUGUUUCGAGUACUUAGUUGGUGCAAUUGAUGAAGCAUGGGCAAGAUAUUGUGAUGUAACUACAUCUGUUGAGGAUGAAGUAUAUGGUUACAAUACGCCUUCGUCUAUUGCAACUGACGAUGAAGACUAUCUUGGUAAUACAACUGAUAUUACCGAUUAUGAAAGUGACUUUGAAAUAGCAAAGUCACAGAAAUCAUCUGUAUCCACAGGUGAUAAAUCGAAUUCUUCUUCGCUACAAGCGUUGAAGGAUCGUCUAACCAAGGCAAAGUACUUUUUGCAAGAUCUUGUUGAUUCUGAUGAUUUGACUGAUGUUAUUUCAUUCUGGAAAAGAUGGGACAUGAUUAAGUACGCUACUAUUGAAUUGGUGGAAGACGAUGAUGAUGACGAAAUUAUUGAAACGACCAUUGAUGAGUUAGAAAAUGGUCGUUGUUUUGUAAAUUAA